Molecule: messenger RNA, 2287 nt
Organism: Apus apus (common swift)
Lineage: Eukaryota; Metazoa; Chordata; Aves; Apodiformes; Apodidae
Product: hyaluronidase-3-like
Exons: 3
Coding region: 467-2197 (576 amino acids)
Biological process (GO): hyaluronan catabolic process; carbohydrate metabolic process
Cellular component (GO): acrosomal vesicle
Molecular function (GO): hyalurononglucosaminidase activity
Source: RefSeq, a predicted model, not a curated record
CCACCCUAGCCCCCAGCUCACCGGGCUGGGGUGCUGGGACCAGAAGUGUGGCAGAGAGCCAAGCUUUACAUCAGGCACUGGGAGGGGGACAGGUCCCAGGAGCACUGCCAAGUCCCACCAGUGUCUCCUCCAGCCAUUGGACUCUGGUGCUGAUGCGUGGCUGCCGGUGUGGCUGCCACUGUCCCCACUGAGCAGCUUGGGGAAACUGAGGCACACAAUGGCCGGAGGGGCACUGGGGAAUAGGGCAGGGUGGCAGGGGCUGCAGGUCCCUGCCCUGCACUGCGAGACGGGCAGGCAGCCAGGACCCCCAGGCAUCUGGCGAGGGCUGGAGGCAUGGGAGCAGGAAGGUCAGGGAGAGCGGCUGGGCCCCGCGCCGGGGGAUUAGUGCUGUCCUUGCUGUGUCACGCGGCCCCCAGGCUUGUCCCCUGCCUAAUCCCCUCACCCCCGGCAGCUGGUCAGCACUGCUAUGAAAUGGGGACGAGAGGGUCAUAGUGCCCCCACUACCAAAGAAAACGGAGGCACCGAGGUCAGCAGCUUGCUGUGCCACACCAGAGCCGUGCUAUGGCUGUGGUGGUGCAGGCAGGCAGAGGUGCCCACCGGCAGCACUGAGGCAAGAGAUGUCCAAAACACCCAAGUUUGCAGAGCCCUGUGGGAUUUUGAGGUGGGCAGCAGGUGCCUGUGGGGCAGCCCAGCUGCUGCAGCUGAUCCUAGCCCACCAGGUGCCAGGGUGGCAGUGCCAGCACAGCUGGGGUGCCCACUGAGCCCUACCACCUCACCCCUGCCACUCCUUUUCCCGCAGGGUGCCGGCCCUGCAGGCAGCUGGCAAGGCAGGAUGGUGCCAGUGCUGGCACUGUGGGCCUGUCUGGUGCUGGGCACGGCUGGUGGGGAGAGCCCGGCACCAGAGCCGCUGGUGGGCGGCCAGCCCUUCGCUGUGGUGUGGAACAUCCCCACUGGUCGCUGCCAGCGCCGCUUCGGUGUGGUGCUUCCCCUGGGCGACUACGGCAUCGUGGAGAACCUGGAUGGCCACUUUGUCGGCCAGAACAUCACCAUCUUCUACAAGAACAAGUUUGGGCUGUACCCCUACCUGUCGCGGCAGGGUGUGCCCCGCAAUGGGGGCAUCCCUCAGCGGGUCCCCCUCAGCGCCCACCUCGCCAGGGCAGCUGGGGACAUCCACCUCCUCCUGCGCCCCCCCUUCCACGGCCUGGCCGUGGUGGACUGGGAGGAGUGGAGGCCCCUCUGGGCCCAAAACUGGGGGGCCAAGAAGAUCUAUCGGGCAGCCUCAGAGCAGUGGGUGCAGGACCGGCAUGGCUUCCUGCCGACACGGCAGCGACUCCAGCUGGCCCGGUGGGAGUUCGAGCGGGCGGCACAGACUCUGAUGAAGGAGACACUUCUGCUGGGCCGGACCUUGCACCCAGGGGGGCUCUGGGGUUUCUACCGCUUCCCUGACUGCUUCAAUGGCAACUGGGCCAAGGUGGCCAACUACAGCGGACAGUGCCAGCCAGCGGAGGUGCGGCGCAACAACCAGCUGGGCUGGCUCUGGGCCGCCUCGGCCGCCCUCUACCCCAGCAUCUACCUGCCGCCAGCACUGCCGCCCGCCCUGCGCCGCCGCUUCGUGCACCACCGGCUGCGCGAGGCCCUGCGCGUGGCCACCUUUGGCACCCACAGCCUCCUGCCCGUGGUCGCCUACUCCCGCCUCUCCUUCCGCCGCUCGCCCCGAUUCCUGGAGCUGUCCGUUCACAUCUCUCCCUGGCAGGCUGACCUGGUGCACACCAUCGGGGAGAGUGCGGCGCUGGGUGCAGCUGGACUCGUACUCUGGGGAGACAUGUCAUACUCCCACUCAGCUGAGAGCUGUGCCAGUCUGCGCCACUACCUCGUGUCCACCUUGGGUCCCUAUGUGGCCAACGUGACGGCAGCAGCCCGAGAGUGCAGCUACGGGCAGUGCCAUGGGCAUGGGCGCUGUGUGCGCCGGCAGCCCCACGACUUGGGCAGCCUCUUGCACCUCGGCCCCAGCCCUGGCCCACCGGCCGCUUUCCGCUGCCACUGCUACCGUGGCUGGGCUGGUGAGGACUGUGCCCAGCAGGUCCAGCCUGGCCCUGCCACCCCCUGCAUGCCACCCACCCCUGCUCAUGGCCUUUGUGGGCACAGUGACCUCAUGCCCUCCGACACCUGCCUGCCACGGGACACCUGGGGCUGGUGACCAGGGCUGGGGACCGCUGUGGUCCCCUACCGACUAGCAUUGCUGCCCAUCACUUCCUGUGUUUUUUCUUAAAUAAAUCCUCUUGGCACA